This is a messenger RNA of Fusarium verticillioides 7600, 1011 nucleotides long. RefSeq lists its product as hypothetical. The coding region runs from base 69 to 563 and encodes 164 amino acids. Gene Ontology annotation, cellular component: mitochondrial membrane. Gene Ontology annotation, biological process: mitochondrial respiratory chain complex III assembly. The transcript is spliced from 3 exons. The record is from RefSeq and is a predicted model, not a curated record. Lineage: Eukaryota; Fungi; Ascomycota; Sordariomycetes; Hypocreales; Nectriaceae.
GGCCAUGCUCAGCUCCGUGACCGCUUUCCCGAUUGGACUACUACCAAUGAGGGCAUACUGCCAAAUCAAUGACGGAUGCAGAAUCGUGCAAGUCAUCAUUGGAAGAAUUGAUACCAAAUCAGAUUCAACUCCAAUUUCUUGUUGCAUUUCACGUCUUCAAAUUCUGUACUCGUGUUCCCCCCCUUCUCAUAAUGGCUGCCAAACAACCAUCUUCAAGAUGGUGGUUCUGGACCAAAGUCCUGAUGGGUGGCGCUGCUGUCGCAGUCGGCGGACCGGCAUUUACAAUGUGGUUAACUCCUACCGAGGAAGAGCUUCGAUCGAGAUACAACCCCGAGUUGCGGAAGAAGAGUUUGGAGAAUCGCGAGGAGCGACAACAAGAAUUUGACGACUUUGUGACUCGACUGAAGGAAUACUCCAAGUCGGAUAAACCAAUCUGGAUUGUCGUGAAAGAGGAAGAGGAGCGAAAGCGCAAAGCCGCCGCCGCCGCUGCGAAAGCAACUCAGAAGGACGCAGACACUCGACGAGAAGAGAUGAGGAGGGAGGCAGGCCUUGACGCAAAAUAGAGCCGCCGAUGGUAACUAAAACCGAAUGCCCUUUAUGCUUGUAAGAUCAUGUGGUGUGGUGAAGGACGGCUCAUGUAUAACAGCUUAUCAUAGGAAAUACCUUAGUUGCAGGGCUGAGUAAAUUAUUUGGAGUUUUUGGAAUCAACAUUCAACUGCUUUCAUUCGAAAACCAAGAUGAAAUCAUCUUUCAUUGCCUAAACUGCCCCGGCAUGACCAUCGAUAUCUCCAUCGAGUGGCUAGGUAUCCGAAUCAUCAAUUUUCUGGAAACAGCUGAGGAAGGGCUAAAAGAAUGUGAUCACACCGAGUAGGUAGCAGUAACUUUACCCGACAGAGCCCUCGCUUAGGUGCAAUUGAAUGGUUCAUGCUUUCGUCUCAGAUAAUCUAUCAUAGGAAGUGACUGAAUAGAGCAUCGUAAGAGCUCGAUAUCAAAUGCUAUGGCUUCCUUGUG